AUGGACUUUAAAAUACCUAUAAAUAAUGUAUUGGCUGAAGAUAAUUGGAUGUUUAAAAGUAAAUCAUGGGAUACAGAAGAUAAAUACACUUAUUCAAUUCCAAGAAAAUAUUCCUCUAAACCAUUAAUUGAUGUUAAAAGAUUACAUUCUAUAAAUAGAUUAAAUGAUAAAAUUAAAAGACAUGCCUCACUUAAACAAGAAAUAUCCACAAUUUCAAGUACAAUUUUUUUUGGAAAUGAAGAAAAUAAUAAAAAUGAUAUAUCUUUAUCAAGUGAUAUUAUUAAUUAUAAAAAUAAUAGUCCAACAAAAGAUGAUAAUGUUAUAUUUUCAAGGUAUAACGAAAAUGAUGGUAAAAAUUUUUACCAUGAUAAUGGUGUGAAUUUAGAAUUAACACAUUCUAGUUCCUCAAUGUCUGAUGAAUCAUUAAAUGAGAUAUACUUACAAAGACAUUAUCCUAUUCAAAAAAAUUAUUUAAAUAAUGUUGAUUAUAAAAAAAAGAAUAUUAUCAGGAGGCAUAAAACAUUAGAUAAUGUAUCAUCUCAGGCAACUAAUAAUUAUAAUAAUAUUGUCAAGCCUACUUAUAAAAAAGCUCGCCGAAGCCAGUCAUAUCAUUAUCCACCACAAUAUCAAACUUUGACAAUCAACACUAAUUAUAUGGAGUCAGGUAAACAACACUCAAAGAAUACUCAACCAAAAAUGUUAAGAAGAGAUACAAUAUAUUAUGAUAUGUGUGAUAUUUGUUCAAAAACUCAUAAAUCUAAUGAAAAAUGUUUGGGGUAUUCAAUUACUUCACCAUUAAAUGAAGAAAUAUUAAAUAAACCAUAUUUAUCAAAAGAUGAUGAUGAGAAAACAUUUUCAAAUUACAAUACUACUCAUUAUUUGUCAUACAAUCCAUAUAUAAAAUCUUUUAGGUCAAGGAGUCCCCAAAUUCUUAAACCAGAUACUUUAAAUUAUACAUUUAAUAUUAAUAAUAGUGAAGCACAAAAUUCUAUAAAAAUUUUAGAAAAUGAUAAUAUUUCUAGAAAUUUAUCAAAAACUAAUAAUACUAAUGAUCAAAUUUUUUAUUCAAAUGAAAAUGAUAUAAUAAAUAAUAUGAUGUCUCAAUGUAUUAAUCAUAAAGAAAGUACAAUAAUAAGACCAGCAAAUGCUGGUCCAGCAUGGAAAUUAAAUGAUAAUACUAAACUUUACCGUCAUCCAAGUCCUAUCUUUCGUUAUGGUAAAGCUCCAUUACCAAAAUCAUUGUAUGAUUAUGAUUUUUAUGCUAAUGAAAUGAAAAAAAAGGCAGCAGAAAAAAAAGCAAGAACAAUUAUUGCAAUUGUUGUUUGUUUGAUAGCCUUUAUUAUUAUUGUUUGUGCUGGGAUUAUCUUAGCAACUACAUAUCAAUAG
Messenger RNA from Strongyloides ratti, 1386 nucleotides. RefSeq lists its product as hypothetical. The coding region runs from base 1 to 1386 and encodes 461 amino acids. The record is from RefSeq and is a predicted model, not a curated record. The transcript is spliced from 3 exons. NCBI's taxonomy places the organism in Eukaryota, Metazoa, Nematoda, Chromadorea, Rhabditida, Strongyloididae.